UUGGCGAUUGUCUGACGAAGAUAGACCCAAGCGGCGCUGCAAUACACAUUAUGGGCUGUUGUCUUAUGGGUAACAAACAAGGGGAAGAGCUGCUAGCUGAACUUCAGAGGCUACUGAGUUUCAACAACGUGGUAGUCGAAAACCCGAUAGAAAUAUCCGCUAAAGGUAGUCAGCUGAUCGAGACCUACUUCGACAUGAGGCGGUAUCGAAUAUGGCGAUCAUGUCAACACAGUAGUGUGGACAGUAUAAAAUUUGGAUCGAUGGAAGACACGGAUGGAAAUGCAGCAACGGACAAAUUGCCCCGUCUGAGAUCCAACAGUGACAUGGCGUGUCAAAAGUGACGCAUUUAAUAACAACUUGUAGACGUAGUACGAUGGAUGCCUCUUCCGGGGCGAUGAAGACUCGGGACCAAACUGGACCUACCGCUCUGCUUUUGUAAUACUUGACCAGUUUGUCAACAAAUCCUCAUUGCAUUGGCAGGAAUGAUCAGUUGUCUUCUCAGUUUAUG
Liolophura sinensis is the source of this 508-nucleotide messenger RNA. RefSeq names its product NMDA receptor synaptonuclear signaling and neuronal migration factor-like. The record is from RefSeq and is a predicted model, not a curated record. Bases 51 to 341 code for a protein of 96 amino acids. NCBI's taxonomy places the organism in Eukaryota, Metazoa, Mollusca, Polyplacophora, Chitonida, Chitonidae. The transcript has 3 exons. Gene Ontology annotation, biological process: regulation of neuronal synaptic plasticity; regulation of neuron migration.